AUGGUGUUUUCCGACGUCAGUUCUAACGUCCCCAACCAGAUAGAGGCGUUGAAAUCAUUGGUUCGCCUAGCAUAUGGCAGGAAAACCACUCUCCAGGCAGCUGUGGACCACGUCAAUGAGUCGAGGAUGAUUCCGGAAGGGAGCGUCCUAGACCCUUGUCACCUCGAGGUCUUCCGGCUUGUAGUUUGUCUGGAAGAGUUCUACGUGGUGGAUGAAGUUGAUUCCGAUGAUGAGGAGACGGCGGUGCCUACCCUUAGCGCGCCUAGCAGCCCGGACGUCAUCGACAGUCAUUUCCACCUUGACAGGACCAGCCGCCAGAUCUGGGGAAAGAGCAGUGAACACACCGUCGAUGAUUUGCUGGCCUAUAGCUAUUCAGAUGCCGUGGCGGAGACCCCAAGCAUUCCAGUGAAUGUUGUCGGAGGCAUUGUUGUGUUCAGCGAACCCAACACAUACCCUCCUGUGGACUUUGAGUCGCAUGGACCAUGGAGGGUAGCAGUGGGUGUCCAUCCCAAACACUAUGAGACACUCACCGUUGAGCGGAACAUUUGUCUCCAACGUCUGCUGGAUCAUCCCAAGGUAGUGGCUCUAGGAGAGUGUGGCCUAGACCGGACCAUACCCAUCUCGAGAUGGUCGCGUCAGGAGGAGGUCUUUGCUAAACUCCUGAGGAUGGCUCGGCCUGAUCAACCCCUAGUGCUACACUUAAGAGGAGUCAAGGGAGAUAGCCAUGGCACGGAUGUGUACAGAUCCACUCUGGGUAUGGUGGAGGAUGUAUGCUCCAGUGAGCAGAGGAUUCAUGUUCACUGUUUCAAGGGAAAGAGCGAUAUUGUCAGGGCGUGGCUGCGGAAGUUUCCGAACACGUAUUUCGGUGUAACUGCUGCUAUCUGCGUUUUCGAAAACUCGCAACUGGAAGGACUCAAGGUCAUCCCGUGGAACAGGUUGCUGCUAGAGACCGAUUCUCCCUACUUUCCCCCUGGGAAGGCACGGGUUAGUACACCAGCGUACAUUGGGGAGACAGCGGCUGUAGUAGCAGCACAUCUGGAUGCUCGGACACCCGAAAUCCUUGAGUGUGCGACCGCUAAUGCCCGAGAGCUGUACAAGUUAUAG
This is a messenger RNA of Pecten maximus, 1104 nucleotides long. RefSeq names its product 3'-5' ssDNA/RNA exonuclease TatD-like. Bases 1 to 1104 code for a protein of 367 amino acids. Gene Ontology annotation, molecular function: hydrolase activity, acting on ester bonds. Lineage: Eukaryota; Metazoa; Mollusca; Bivalvia; Pectinida; Pectinidae. The record is from RefSeq and is a predicted model, not a curated record. The transcript is spliced from 2 exons.